Messenger RNA from Impatiens glandulifera, 611 nucleotides. RefSeq names its product non-specific lipid-transfer protein 1-like. Gene Ontology annotation, molecular function: lipid binding. Gene Ontology annotation, cellular component: membrane. The transcript has a single exon. The coding region runs from base 15 to 377 and encodes 120 amino acids. NCBI's taxonomy places the organism in Eukaryota, Viridiplantae, Streptophyta, Magnoliopsida, Ericales, Balsaminaceae. Gene Ontology annotation, biological process: lipid transport. The record is from RefSeq and is a predicted model, not a curated record.
UGAAUCAUAUAUAUAUGGGUAGCUCUUCAGGAAUUGUUUGUCUGAUUGUGAUGUGCAUGGUAGUGAGUGCACCUCAUGCACAAGCAGCCGUAACAUGCGUUGCCGUGGUACGUGCCUUAUCUCCCUGCCUUGGCUACGCACAGAAUGGUGGGACAAUCCCACCUCUUUGCUGCAACGGAGUUAAAUCCCUAUAUAGAAAUGCCGCCACUACCGCCGACCGCCAGACAGCUUGCUAUUGUCUCAAAGCACUCAUCGGUUCCACCGCUUACCCAAAUGCCCCCGGAAUCCCUGGCAAAUGCGGCGUUUCUAUUCCAUACAAGAUCGCCCCUUCCACCGACUGCAAGAAGUCAGCUCUCAAUCUCCCUACCUACCUAUAAUCUCUACUACUUAUAUAUACAUACACAAUUUGUUACUUAAAUUAAUUAACUAUUUCUUCUUUCAGGGUCACUUAAGCCGAUCUACAAACAUCGCCGACACGAGUUAGAGUUCGAGUUCAAAACCUAAGCCGGCGCAAAGUUAUCUAUUUUUCUUAUUAUUAUUUUGAGAGAAUAAAACAUGUAGGCGGGUCAUCGUGGACCCUCUCUUACUACUUGUUAUUGUACUCAAUAUAU